Molecule: messenger RNA, 4096 nt
Organism: Peromyscus leucopus (white-footed mouse)
Lineage: Eukaryota; Metazoa; Chordata; Mammalia; Rodentia; Cricetidae
Gene: Cdh3
Product: cadherin 3
Exons: 18
Coding region: 110-2578 (822 amino acids)
Biological process (GO): adherens junction organization; cell-cell junction assembly; homophilic cell-cell adhesion
Cellular component (GO): catenin complex; plasma membrane; cytoplasm
Molecular function (GO): calcium ion binding; cadherin binding
Source: RefSeq, a predicted model, not a curated record
CCUGGCCUCCUCCCGCGGGCUCUAGCGAGCCGAAGCGCUCAAAGCUGCACCGGGAGCUUAGCGGAGUGCAUUCCCACCGUCUCGGCAGCCUCUUCACCUCCCUCCCGUCAUGAGACUCCGUAGUGGGCCUCUCGCCUCCCUGCUCCUCCUGCUUCAGACGCAGGUUUGCUGGCUACUAAGCGUGGCCUCCCAGCCCUACCCGGCGGGCUUCGGGGAGGCUGAAGUGACCUUGGAGAUGGGAGGAACUGGUCUGGAGCCGAGCCAAGCGCUGGGGAAAGUGGCUCUUUCUGGCACUGGGCUCCUGUGGGCUGCUGGUGGCUCACUAUGGUUGUUAAGCCCUGGUACAGUCCAGGCAGCGAAGGCUGCGGUGAGCUCCCCGCCCAGACGCAUCCUACGGAGACGCAAGAGAGAGUGGGUGAUGCCGCCGAUAUCAGUCCCCGAGAAUGGCAAGGGUCCUUUCCCUCAGAGGCUGAAUCAGCUCAAAUCUAACAAGGACAGGGGCACCAAGAUCUUCUACAGCAUCACUGGGCCUGGAGCUGACAGUCCCCCUGAGGGCGUCUUCACCAUAGAGAAGGAGACAGGCUGGUUGCUGUUGACUAUGCCCCUGGACAGGGAGAAGAUUGCCAAGUAUGAGCUUUUUGGCCAUGCAGUGUCUGAGAAUGGGGCUUCUGUGGAGGAGCCCAUGAACAUCUCCAUCAUCGUGACAGACCAGAAUGACAACAAGCCCAAGUUCACUCAAGAGACCUUCAGAGGGAGGGUUUUGGAGGGGGCAACGCCUGGCACGUCGGUGAUGCAGGUAACAGCCACAGAUGAGGAUGAUGCCAUCAACACGUACAAUGGGGUGGUGGCUUACUCCAUCCAUAGCCAAGAACCAAAGGAGCCGCACGACCUCAUGUUCACCAUCCACAAAAGCACUGGGACCAUUAGUGUCAUCUCCAGUGGCCUGGACCGGGAGAAAGUCCCCGAGUACACGCUGACCAUCCAAGCCACAGACAUGGAUGGAGAGGGCUCCACCACCACAGCAGUGGCCAUAGUGGAAAUCCUUGACGCCAACGACAACGCUCCCGAGUUUGAACCCCAGAAGUAUGAGGCCUGGGUGCCUGAGAACGCAGUGGGCCAUGAGGUGCAGAGUCUAACGGUGACUGAUCUGGAUGCCCCCAACUCCCCGGCGUGGCGUGCCACCUACCGAAUCGUCGGAGGUGAUGAUGGAGACCAUUUUACCGUCACCACUCACCCAGAGACCAACCAGGGCAUCCUGACAACCAAGAGGGGCUUGGAUUUUGAGGCUCAGAGCCAACACACCCUGUUCAUAGAAGUGGCCAACGAGGCUUCCUUUGUGGUGAAGCUCCCGACUGCCACUGCCACCGUAGUGGUCCACGUGGAAGAUGUCAAUGAGGCCCCUGUGUUUGUCCCACCUUCCAAAGUCAUCGAGGCCCAGGAGGGUAUCUCUAUUGGGGAACUAGUCUGCGUCUAUACUGCGCAGGACCCAGACAAGGAGGCUCAGAAGAUCAGCUACCACAUCUUGAGAGACCCAGCUGGCUGGCUAACCAUGGACCCGGACAGUGGUGAAGUCACGGCUGCAGGCAUCUUGGAUCGUGAGGACGAGCGUUUUGUGAGGAACAACAUCUAUGAAGUCAUAGUUUUGGCCACAGACGAUGGGAGCCCUCCCACCACUGGCACUGGGACCCUCCUGCUAACGCUUACCGACAUCAACGACCAUGGCCCACUCCCAGAACCUCGCCAGAUCACCAUUUGUAACCAAAGCCCUGUGCCUCAAGUGUUGAACAUCACAGACAAGGACCUGUCGCCCAACUCCUCCCCUUUCCAGGCCCAGCUAACACAUGAUUCGGACAUCUACUGGAUAGCAGAAGUCAGCGAGAAAGGAGACACCGUGGCCUUGUCCCUGAAGAAGUUCCUGAAGCAAGACACCUAUGAUUUGCACCUUUCUCUGUCUGACCAUGGCAACAGGGAGCAGCUAACCAUGAUCAGAGCCACUGUGUGUGACUGCCAUGGCCACGUGGAGAUCUGCCCCCCACCCUGGAAGGGAGGUUUCGUCCUCCCCAUCCUGGGUGCUGUCCUGGCUCUGCUGACCCUUCUGCUGGCGCUCCUCUUGUUGGUGAGAAAGAAAAGAAAGGUCAAAGAGCCCCUUCUGCUCCCAGAGGAUGACACCCGUGACAACGUCUUCUAUUAUGGUGAAGAGGGUGGUGGCGAAGAGGACCAGGACUAUGACAUCACCCAACUCCACCGGGGGCUAGAGGCCCGGCCCGAGGUGGUUCUCCGCAACGAUGUGGCACCAACCUUCAUCCCCACACCCAUGUACCGUCCCCGGCCAGCCAACCCAGAUGAAAUCGGCAACUUCAUCAUCGAGAACCUGAAGGCUGCUAACACGGACCCUACCGCUCCGCCCUACGACUCCCUGCUCGUGUUUGACUACGAGGGCAGUGGCUCCGAUGCUGCCUCCCUGAGCUCCCUCACCUCCUCCGCCUCCGACCAGGACCAGGACUACAACUACCUUAAUGAAUGGGGAAGUCGAUUCAAGAAGCUGGCUGACAUGUAUGGGGGCGGCGAGGAUGACUAGGCUACCCAGCCCAAGCCAUCCAGCAAGAACUAAAGAUCAGGUCGCAGCAGCGUCUCCAAGGGAGCCUAGCUUCCACUUCGGCCGAGGACUCUGGAGCUUGCCAGGAAGCGACCUGUGUAGCACACUGCCUCUGACAUGAAGGCUGGACUGUAAGCCUUUCAGAUGGAAGGGUGUGGCAUUGACUUUGACAUUGAUUCCCUCUCAGCCAAGGUUGCUUCAGAUCGCUGAACUUCUAGAGGUCUCUCACCACUGCACAAUGCUCAGCCCUGCCCUUUCAGGGCCAACUUGCUCUGAUGCCCUCUCUUUAGAAGAGGCUUCUUACUGUAGCCUUUUUUUUUUUUUUCUUAAUGCAUUUCUCAAAAAGUUAGAGGCUGGGGGUGGGGAGGGGUCAGUGUCCCCUCAGGCCUUCCGGAAGAGAAGCCUGCAGGGCUCACUGGUCCUGGUGCAUUUCUCUGAUCUCUAGGCCUUGAGGCUUCACAUUGAGAUGGAUCGUUGCAUCAUCAUCAUUAUUUUUUUUUACUGAGUAUGUCUAAAUUGUCUUGCAUUUUUUAUUUUCUCUGUUGCGUGUAGAUGGAGAGUGAUGACAAUCGUGUAAAUGUUCUGGAAUUUUUUUUAUUAAACAGACUUUUCCCAGAAGUGGUAGGAGAGUGGAUUUAAAACAAAAUGCUUAACUAAUUCUAAUUCUCAUACUCUACCAUGCAUUUAUGAGAAGAGUUCUGUUUAGUGGUUCUCAGACUUUUUAUAAGCUCUUGCAAACCCCCUCACUUCUCAGCCUCCCCCUUGCGGUAUAGAUGCGCUCAGCAUUCAUUCGAGUGCUCUGUGGGCUCCAUUGAUCUCAGGGCAGGAAGGAGGAAGUAAUUCUGUGACAGGCAGAGGUGGGUACCAGCCUCCUCUUCCUGCAGCUUCAGAGCUCUGAGAGAACCCAAGUUAACUUCCUUCCCCGGGAACUGAGUGGCCGAGCCUGCAAUUAAAGCAUUUGGGAGGUGAAAUCAGGCAUUCAAGGUCAUUGUGAGCUACGCAGCAAGUCUGAGGCCAGCGACUGGGGGGAAGGGAGAGAGGGAUCGUGGGUGGUGUCUACCUGUAAUCCCAGCAUGCAGAGGCUGAGGCAGGAGCUCUCAAAUUGAAGGUCAGCCUGAGUUAUAUAUCAAAGCUCUUGUCUCAGAAAACAAAAAUGCUUUCCAGACCAACCAGAGCUUUGUGGUGAGACCUGUCUUAAACAAACAAACAAACAAACAAAGGUUGGAUGGAUUGAUAACCUGCCUCAUGGUAAGUACUGCCACUUACUCAGGACUUCCCAAGCCCCACAGCACUUAACUUUGCAGACUUCUUUAAACUUGGCCUCAUUCCUUUGUGGGAGUGUUUUGGUGUUUUUUGUUUUAACUUUGUUUUGUUUUUAAAUGAUAUGUCAAAACCAAGCAAAAUGGGAAAUUGGAGAAUUCACUCAGAGUGUUGGUCAAAUUAGAAUAAAUUAGAAUGUUCCUGAUACUGCCCGGGAGUCAGGAUGACAUCAUCUUUAAA